UCUUUUAAUAAAGUACUAUAUAUGAUUAUAUUCGCUUUAAAUAAGAAUUGUAGUUUAUAACAACACAAUACUAUUUUUCGGGGCUCGAAAUAAUCAAGAGAGAGUUCUUAUAUCCUUUAUGAUGAUUUUACAUUUUCUUGCAUAAUGUCUGAUAGCAGAAACACAAUCUGCUACCAUUCUGCAUAAUUAAAUUGGAGUAAAUCAAUUGAAAUUUUAAGUUAAAUGUUGACUACAUAUGUACACAAAAAACAGAUUUAUGGAUUGCGUCGGAUAUUUUGUUGUACUAUCUAUAGCAACUAAUUUUUGCCAUGGUGUGGUAGUAUUCAACAUCAACGCACAAAAAACACGUUCUUUAAAAACUACAGAUGUUGCCAACUUAGCUGCUGUAGUACCGAAACUAUCAUUUCCAAUCCUUGGAAAACAUAUCAACAAAUUUUAUGUUGGCUCCUCUGGUUUCAUUUCUUUUAAUGGACCUUUUUCAAGUCAAGCACUAAAUGCAAGUGAGAUUCGUCCUUCAUAUGUUGCACCAUUCUGGGCUGACGUAAAUGAACAAUGUGUUGGCGAUAUAAAAUUGAGAGAAUCUCUACUUUUAAAAGAAUUACAAACUGCUAGAAAUAUCAUAGUUGGACGACGAGCAAUCUUAAAAUUCAAGGCUAAAUACAUGUUGUUAGUCGAAUGGAGCAACAUGCUUCCUGACGAUUGUUAUUUUCCGCGUAAUCAGUUUCAAGCUGCAUUAGUCACGGAUGGCUGUGCUUCUUACGUUAUAUUUAGUUCAAACUCAAUAUUGUUAGGAACAGAAGAAAGCAAAAUUGGUUUAAAUGAGUUCACAGAAGAAAAUCAUGUGAUGUCACUUGGUGGAGAAAAUAUUUGCACUGGACGUGAUAAUGGUGAUGUAAUACUAAACCCUUUGGAUUCCACGAAUCGUACAUACUACCGUUGUGGUCAAUGCAGUGCUGGACCCUUACUAACAUGCUCUUUUGGGCACAAGUUUGAUAUGCAGUGUAACAACUGUGUUUUCAAUGCUUUUCCCAAUUGUAGCGUUCUUGCGAAUCGUUGCAAUGGACGACCCAAUGGUUUUUUGCUGGGUCCAGAGAGUGAGGACAAUACCUGUACUAUGUAUUCUGAGUGUCAAACACAAGUUGAAUUGCUACGAACAUGCCCAAAAAACAAUUACUUCAAUGGUACUGCAUGUGUUAAAACCUUUGACGAGCUUAAAUGCCAACAUCCUGAUUGUCUAACUGGUGGAAGACAAGGUAAAGCGGGUGAUUAUCCAAUAACAGCAGGAAGUCAAUGUAGUACAAGUUACUACAGUUGUAGCUCAAGUUUGUAUCGAACAACACGUUCUUGUAAAAUAUCAGCUACAGGCGAAUAUUUUGGUUUGCGAAACGGAGUUUGGCAAUGCGUUUCUGGUGACUCACCACUAUCUUGUGGAUAUCCAGACUCCGUAUGUAUUGGUAAACCGGCUACUUUAAACGGUCCUCCUUUUCAACGCGAUCCAGAGGACUUGUAUUGCAGAGGUUACAUCAUCUGCACUGAGGCAGGAGCUUUAACAGCUAUUUGUGAUGAAGAAAAUCCCUUCUACAACGUCACUGCAAGAAAGUGUCAGUUCAACUUCCCGUUUAGCCAAGGUUGCCGAAGAGAUGGUGGUAUUUCUGCUUGGUCCUCCUGGUCAUACGCUAACGGAAGCUCGUGUUCUGUCAAUUGUGGCCGUAGUGGUUUGCAACUGCAGCAAAGAAUACGCUCAUGUACCAAUCCUACACCUGUAGGUGGUGGAAAUACUUGUCCUGGAAUACCUAUCACUCAAUUUAAGAACGCAACCUGCCAAAUCACUCCUCCAAGUUGUGCAGUUCAGGGUUGCGUUAGCCGACACAAUGGUUAUUUGCUGAGUUUAGACGGUCAUCACGAUUGUACUAAAUAUUAUGAAUGUCAAGCUCAAGUUGGAUUGUUAAGAACUUGCGCACCAAACACUUACUUCAACGGUACUUCUUGUUCCGGAGAAUUCGAUGCUGCAAAAUGCCAACAUCCCGACUGUCUAUCAGGUGGGAGACAAGGUAGAGCAGGUAUUUAUCCAAUUACAGCAGGUAAUGAAUGCAGUGUAAGUUACUACAGCUGUAAUUCAAGUUUGUAUCGAACAACACGCUCCUGUCAAAUAUCAGCUAUAGGCGAAUACUUUGGAUUAGACAAUGGUAUUUGGAAAUGCGUUUCAGGCGAUGCUCCUCAAUCGUGUGGAUAUCCAGAUCACGUGUGUAUUGGAAAAGCUAUCACGGUAAAUGGUUUUCCGCUCCAAGACGAUCCACGUGAAUCCUUUUGUAGAGGUUAUAUUAUCUGUGCGGAAUCAGGCGCUUUAAGAUCCACUUGCGAUAGUGUAAGUCCAUUCUAUAAUGUUACUUCAAGGAGUUGUCAAUCCACGUUUCCAGCCAAUCAAAGCUGCCGAAUAGAAAAUGCAUGCACAGGAAAAGCUGAUGGAUUUUAUGCAGUGUCUAUUGGUAUUCAUGAUUGUCGUAAGUACUUAAACUGUUCAGAUGGGUACCUAAGCACAUUGACAUGUCCAGUUGACAGCAACGGUCGGCCAUCAUACUUUAAUGACGUGAUCAAGACGUGUGAAGACACAGCCGGUUCUAGUUGUAAUCCAGUAUUUGGAUUUUGGAGCAGUUGGAAUAAUGAUGGAAGUAACUGUGGUAUUAGUAAUGGUCAGUGUCAAAGAAGACAAAUUCGAGAUUGUACAAAUCCACCUCCACGAAAUGAUUCAAGUGCAUGUCCUGGGAACAAGUUACAAGUCGUCUUAUGUAACGCUACUGCUUGCACGACUCCUUGCGCAAGUAUCCCAAAUCUUUGUACUGACAGUAAUUCAGUAUGUGUUGACGAUCCCUCAGCAGAUAUAGGGUACUUCUGUUCCUGUAGGACUGGAUUUACAGCGUUGGGAAGUGGAAAUAGUGUUUCUUGUGUCAACAUCAAUGAAUGUACCACCGGCACAACGCCCUGUUUUUCAAAUGCUGAUUGCAUCGACACUCAGGGAAGUUUUUUAUGCAAAUGUAAAAUUUUCUACAAUGGUGAUGGCAGAAACUGCACAGCAAUUGAUGAAUGUCAACGCAAUCUGGAGAGUUGUGACGGAAACAAAAUCUGUGGCAAUGGAACAGAAUGUCUAUGUGUUACGGGAAAUAAUGUAAAUAGACAAGAUUGUGUCGACGAUGUUGACGAAUGUACUGCAGGAACAGCCGGUUGCGACGUCAAUGCAGAUUGCACCAAUACAGUUAGUGGCUUUGCUUGUGGAUGCCGCAAUGGGUAUACCGGAAAUGGAAAGAUUUGUACUGUAGCUACACCAUGUGCAAGCAGUAACUGCAGUCCAAAUGCACGUUGUGAUAACUCACCAGGUGGAACAUUCAGCUGCACAUGCAAUUUGGGAUAUUCUGGUGAUGGUAUUACUUGUACUAACGUCAACGAAUGUACCACUGGGACAAACAAUUGUUCACCAAAUGCUGAUUGUUUCGACACAAUAGGCAGUUUCACUUGUACAUGCAAACCAUUUUAUACUGGUGACGGAAGAACUUGUACAGCAGCUGUACCAUGUGCAAACAGUAACUGCAAUCCAAAUGCACGUUGUGAUAACUUACCUGGUGGAACAUUUAGUUGUGUAUGUAACACUGGAUAUUCUGGUGAUGGAAUAACUUGUACUAACGUCAACGAAUGCAACACUGAAAGAAACGAUUGUUCACCAAAUGCUGAUUGCUUUGACACAAAUGGAAGUUUCUCUUGUACAUGUAAGCCAUUCUAUACUGGUGAUGGACGAACUUGUGCAGAUCUAAAUGAAUGCACUGCAAAUCUUGACAACUGUGACUCUGUUAAUGGAAUCUGUAAAAACUUAAUUGGCAAUGGAUUUUUAUGUACAUGUAAAAGUGGAUUUACUGGAAAUGGUGUCACAUGUAGUGAUAUCAACGAGUGCGCUACGAACACACAUAACUGCUCAUCUAAUGCGAAUUGCUUCAAUAAUGUUGGUUCUUUCACAUGUACCUGUAAGACUGGUUACUCUGGCGAUGGAAGAGCAUGUAACGAUAUAAACGAAUGCACUAACAGUAACGCAAAUACUUGUUCUCUGAAUGCUGAUUGUACAAACACGCAAGGAAGCUAUAUAUGUGCUUGUAAGGACGACUUUACAGGCGAUGGAAGAACUUGCGCAGCCGCAAAUCCAUGUGCAAGUAACAACUGCAACGCGAAUGCUGACUGUACUAAUGUUGCCAACACAUUCUCGUGUACAUGUAAAGCAGGCUACUCAGGAAAUGGAGUUAUCUGCAAUGACAUUAACGAAUGCCUUCUGACUAAUGACUGCCAUGCCAAUGCUGAUUGUACGAACACUGUGGGUAGUUAUUUAUGUACUUGCAAGGCAGGCUAUUCAGGCGAUGGAAAAUCGUGUGCUGAUAUCAAUGAAUGCACUACGGGUAUGCAUAAUUGUAAUACUAAUGCAUUUUGCACAAACUCGCUUGGCAGUUUUUCUUGCACGUGUAAUCCAGGCUUUACUGGCGAUGGGCGAACCUGUACUGCUAGUUCGCUGAAUUGUCGCUUUACUGGUGAUCGUCUUCCAGAUGCAAACGAUCCAACUAAAUAUCAGGAAUGUCAAAGUGAUGGAACCCGUGUUAGCAAAUCCUGUCCUAAUUCCCAAUUAAUAACUUUUACUGGUACACAAUUUCUCCAGGCCUCAAAUGGUAUAUUUUAUUCACCAUAUUUCCGAACAUGUGUGAACACUACUACAGGCCGGCCGCAUAGUGCAAUUCUUGACAUCAAAGAUUCAUGCGCCGAGAUUGCCAACAAUCAAGUAACUGGUGAAGGCAUUAACUUACCUAUACCGACAGUCCCAGGCUGUCAUCAAUGGUUGACCUGUUCCAACCAAGUGUUGAUGAAUCGAGAGAAUAAUCCGCCCGUCGCUGGUCAAUGUGAUGGAUCACUAUUAUUUGACGGUGACAGACAUUUCUGCGAUGGUGCUACAUCACUCACUUGUUUGUUCCCUUAAAGUACUUUUUUACCCUCUACCUGAUUUGCAUGCCAAUUCUCAACUGUGAGCACAGAAAUCUGAUCUUUCUCAUAUUGUUUAAGACUUUUUUUUAUUUUGGGGAAGGUUUUACUUUGUUAAUUUUUACAUUAUCAAGUUUUCUAUUCGUUAUACAUAAAUAGUUCUAUUUUUCUUAAUUUUUAUACACUACUACAUUAUUUCGUUAUUUUUGUUGUUGUAAUUUGGAAAUACAUAUUUUUACUCUGUGUUGA
Molecule: messenger RNA, 5253 nt
Organism: Hydractinia symbiolongicarpus
Lineage: Eukaryota; Metazoa; Cnidaria; Hydrozoa; Anthoathecata; Hydractiniidae
Product: neurogenic locus notch homolog protein 1-like
Exons: 30
Coding region: 236-5002 (1588 amino acids)
Biological process (GO): cell-matrix adhesion
Cellular component (GO): extracellular region
Molecular function (GO): chitin binding; calcium ion binding
Source: RefSeq, a predicted model, not a curated record